Molecule: messenger RNA, 1199 nt
Organism: Cololabis saira (Pacific saury)
Lineage: Eukaryota; Metazoa; Chordata; Actinopteri; Beloniformes; Belonidae
Product: 23 kDa integral membrane protein-like
Exons: 9
Coding region: 93-908 (271 amino acids)
Cellular component (GO): membrane
Source: RefSeq, a predicted model, not a curated record
ACACACACACACGCACACGCACACACAUAAUCACACAGUGGAUUCUGGUCUUUACUCUGUUUGUACUUCAGCUGGACUCUCAGACGGCGGUCAUGGCUCGCUGCAGGAGUUACAUGCGAGGUCUCGCCAUCUGCGUCACUGUGCUGCUACUGGUCUCUGGUAUAGUGAUGAUCGGUGUGGGAUUUUCCCCUAUUGAUGGCAACCUACUAGUUGUAGAGUGGUUUAACCAGUUGUCCAGUAGUGAGGUUUUACUGGUGCUGCAGGUGUUUGGUCCCAUUACUGUACUUCUGGCUAUUCUGGGAAUUUGUGCUGCUUCUUUGGACUAUAAACCACUGUUGCUGCUGUUUUCUGCUUUGAUAUUUGUGGAGUUUGUGGCUGUGAUGGUUGUUGCUGCACCACUGGUUCAAGUUCAAGCUCAGAUGGGGUUUGCUGUAGAUGAGUUGUUUCUGAAUGCGACUCCUCUCCACAGUGCUGCAGCUGAUAUUCAGAGGGAAGUAAAUAAACUGCAGGCCUCGGACUCCUGUUGCGGUCUGAGAAGUUUUAAAGACUGGGAGAAUCAACUUCCUGUUUCCUGUCUCUGCAUAACUGCCAGUCCAAGCUCUCGGCCGAGUAACUCCAGCUCAGAGGGAUCCUGUGUGAAAGCUGACGGGGAUCUUCAGCCGACCCCACAGAUCUCACAUAAUCUAUGGGUCCACUCCGAUCCCUGCGGUCCCAUCCUAAAAAGUUACCUGGAUUUCCCCAUAAAGCUAAGAAUCGGAAUUAUUUCUGCUUUUGCCACAAUUACGAUAACUGCUAUUGUCUUGUGUCUGAUUCUGGGUCUGGAGAAAUACUGGAAGAAGCCUCCCGUAGAAACGACAGUCGAUGACUUCAACAGAGUGAAAUACCAACCUAAACCCUCCCAGACCUGACCCACAAUCCCUCAACCAAAACUAAUAUUUACAAGACGCUGGUCUCAAAGGGAACUUGUGAGAUAUGGAAAGUCUCUCCCAGAAAAUGUCAUGAGGAUCAGAACAUGGAAAACAAGGAAAACAAGGCACCACCAACUGUCAUCAACUUGUGAAGAUGUGGCAUAUAAAUUAUCCCUUUGUAAAAAAAAAAAAAAUGUCUCCCAAGAAUAUAGUUGUGUUUGAAAAAUCCUUAAGUUUAUUGUAAAUAUUAAAUGGAAUAACAAUAAAUAUUCAAAAACUGUACCAACUUUG